AUGAUGUCUUCUCUCAACGGCCCAUCCAAACAUGGCCCAUCUAAGCAUGGGUGUGUCAACAAAGAAGGAAGAUUCGCUGCUAAUGAUGUCGAUGCACGAAUGAUUUCUUUUCGUCGCGAGUCAUCGGGCCAUCAACAUUCAGCGGGUCAUCACAGAUCAUCCGAGAUAACCCAAGGCUCGAAGCAUACCGCCCCUCGAGUCUCCAACAGUGAAGACAUCGAGAUCUCCUCAAACAAGAAGCAAAAGUUUGAGCACUUGAAAGCUGAAUCCUUGACUGGGAAGCAUUCCCGGAUCGAAGAACUCCUAGCGGACCUCAACCCUCGUGGCCUUCCAGUGGUCUGCGCAGAGACGGACCGUCCCUCUGCUUCCUCAAAGGAGGCCCCGAUGAAUGAGCCGUUGCCUAGUCCUGGCUCAACAGAGGCUACGGACGCCUACUCGUCGGACCCCACGGCGCGAAUGGAAUAUGUCUCGCAGCUCAGACAGGAACUGCUCGCCGCCAAGUCCACGAUUGCUUUACAGGAACAAGAGCUGGCACAGACACGCGUUCUCAAUCAAACUUUGGAUCAAGCUCUUGGUCCCCCCUCUGAAGCCGACUUCAGUGGUCGAGAGAUCACUGAACAAACAAUCAGUCACUUACAGAACGCCUUCAACGCUUCGAAUCCUGCCUUCGGCCAGUAUAAGGAUGCCUGGGGCGCACAAGACGACUCGCAUUCUGACAUCUCAGAUGCACUGUCAGCCGGUGGCUACAAUCGUGCUCGUGGACGUUGGCCCGAGAGUAGUCAGCAGGCCUUUGGUAUGAGCAGCAACGAACGCCCUUUUGCUAAGCCUUAUGAGGAGUCUCAUCAAGAGUCGAAUCCCAUGGGCCAAUACUCGACCCGGCUCUGGAGCAGCCCGAAUGCGUAUCCAAUUUUCGCACCUGCUGGGGGUUUUCAAUCACAGAGAGUACUUUCGACCGGGUCAUCCAGUACAUACGGUUCAUAUUCGCGCCCUCCGAGUGAUCAGCCCCAAUACCCUCACGCUCUUGUUCAAGUCCAGAACCCUCUCCCUCGCCACUCCUCUAUUCAAGCAAAUCAUGCCGGGGCCAUGUUUCCUCCCCCGGCCAAUUCCUGGUCUAGCCUCGCUACCGAGUCACCUGUUGAUUCGACGCCCACGCCUAAAUCACCCACUUCUUCAACGACUAGAUCCACUGGCGCAUUCCAGUCAAUGGGAAACUACCCAUUCACCUAUCAUGCUCGACAAGUUGGAACAGCUCUUUCUCCAACGGCCACGGAGUUCACAGCAGGCACCGCCGAGAGAAAUCCCUGGGCCAUCUCGGUGGCUAACGGAAACUCCAUUCAGACAUAUGUUCCAUCCCUCGGUCCUCCCAACUACCGGCGACUCCUCGAAAAAAACGAGCCAUGUGACUGGAAGCAUUUUGUCGACAUGAUUGUCUGUGGCAAUGACCAACAGGCGUCUAUCUUCCUACAGCAGAAGCUUAAAGUUGGAACUGGUGACCAGAAAUUCGAAAUCAUUGAAGCGAUAAUCAUCCAAGCAUACCCGCUCAUGGUCAAUCGAUUUGGGAACUUUCUCAUCCAACGUUGUUUCGAACACGGCACCCCGGAGCAAGUUGUGGCCAUUGCCAAUGCGAUCAGCGGUCGCACACUGACCCUGAGUAUGGACCCAUUUGGCUGUCACGUCAUUCAGAAGGCUUUAGACUGUGUUCCCGAGGAUCACAAAACUGCAAUGGUACAAGAGCUUCUUUGCAGAAUUCCGGAAACAGUGGUCCAUCGCUAUGCCUGCCACGUCUGGCAGAAGCUCUUUGAGCUCCGCUGGAGUGGUGAGCCUCCACAGAUCAUGGCGAAGGUAAACGAAGCACUUUGUGGAUUGUGGCAUGAAGUCGCACUGGGCGAGACUGGAAGUCUAGUUGUGCAGAACAUAUUUGAGAACUGCGUGGAGGCAGAAAAGAGACCAGCAAUCGAAGAGGUGCUCGAGAAGAUUGAUAUACUCGCUCAUGGUCAGUUCGGCAACUGGUGUAUCCAACACAUUUGUGAGCACGGCGCUCCGCCUGACAAGAGCCGUGCUACUGAACAUGUUCUUCACCAUGCUGUUGAUUACAGUAUGGACCAGUUUGCAUCGAAAAUCGUUGAGAAAUGUUUGAAAAUCGGAGGAUCAGAGUUCCUCGAACGUUAUCUUUCUCGUGUUUGCACUGGUCGUACUGAUCGACCUCGGAUGCCACUGAUCGAUAUUGCUGGUGAUCAGUAUGGGAACUAUCUGAUCCAAUGGGUUCUAAUGAAUGCGGCCCCUCACCAACGGGAGCUGGUUGCCGGUCAUAUUCGGAAGCAUAUGGUCUCUCUUCGCGGUUCCAAGUUCGGGUCCCGUGUUGCGAUGCUCUGUUGCAACCCAUCCCAUGCCACUCGCCCUGGUCCUGGAACCGGGAUGCCGGUCGGUCGCUUCAACCAGUUCAAUGAAGAAAGGUUCCCUUCUUCUGGACAAAAUGGUGGUCGUUUUGGCCGUGGGAAUCAAUGGAAUCCCCGCUAUGCGCCGUUCCGCCCAAACUAG
Penicillium argentinense is the source of this 2538-nucleotide messenger RNA. RefSeq names its product Pumilio-family RNA binding repeat-containing protein. Gene Ontology annotation, biological process: post-transcriptional regulation of gene expression. The record is from RefSeq and is a predicted model, not a curated record. Gene Ontology annotation, cellular component: cytoplasm. NCBI's taxonomy places the organism in Eukaryota, Fungi, Ascomycota, Eurotiomycetes, Eurotiales, Aspergillaceae. Gene Ontology annotation, molecular function: mRNA 3'-UTR binding. The transcript has 7 exons. Bases 1 to 2538 code for a protein of 845 amino acids.